UCUUGGCCCCGUUGUGACGUCGACGGCCUGCGCCAAAGGGAAAUGCCCAUCAACUGCCACUGGUGAUACCGUCACUUACGCGCGCCCCGUGAGGGGAGGAAACGUCACAAGUGCGCGUCAAUUUCGUGGUUUUCUUCGGAGAGGACGCUUGUCUGGUAACUGCAAAGAGUACAUCAUGGCUGGGCCACUGAGAUGGCUCCAGCAGUUGCCCCCCCUUCUUCGUUACUCUUCCUUGGGAAUUGUGAGGUCAUCACUGCAAGCUCCUCAGAAUGUGUGGAGUCCUGUGUUGAAUGACUGCAGCCAAAGCAGGGCCUGGCAGAUGCUGCAGGCCAGACAUCUUGCUGCUAAAAAAGCCAAAGUGAAAGGGAAAGGCCAGGCUCGAGUGAACAUCAAUGCUGCUUUAGUGGAGGACAUCAUCAACUUAGAAGAAGUCAACGAGGAAAUGCAAGCAGUGGUUGAAGCUCUGAAGGAUGAUUUUGGGAAAAAUGUGAAUAUAAGAACCUCUCCAGGGGCUCUCGAUCACAUCGUUGUCCCAACUGAAGAUGGGAAAUUUCCUUUAAACCAACUUGGCCAGGUGUCCCUGAAGUCUCCCCAGCUCAUCCUUGUCAACAUGAGCAGCUUCCCAGAAAGCACAGCUGCAGCUAUCAAGGCCAUCCGAGAAAGUGGAAUGGACCUGAACCCGGAAGCGGACGGGCCGAUAAUUCGGGUGCCCACUCCUAAAGUCACUAGAGAACACAGGGAGAAGUUGACCACACUUGCCAAACAGCUCACAAACAAGGCCAAGGAGUCCCUGCGGAGAGUCCGAGUCAAGGCAGUCAACCAGACCAAGAAGGCCAAAAGCACCGUGUCAGAGGACACCAUCAGGUUGAUUGAGAAACAGAUCCAGCAAAUGACGGACGACACAUCAGCUGAGAUGGACAACCUGCUGGCAGCAAAGACCAAGGAAUUGCUCGGGUAGCCUGUGCCAGGAGAGUGGGCGAUUGGGAGCCAUAGACUUCUUCCUCCGCUGGUGGAUUGUCGCAGCCACUCAAGUGUGUUUUUGAGACCCAAGCAGCCAACUUGCGCAUCCAUCCGAACUGAGUGAAACACCAGGCAUCAAGGCUUGACACUGGGGGAUCUUCUGUCUCCUCCCCGCUUUGGCAUUUGACAGCAACUCUCAGUGGCUUAUAUCUUGUUCAAAACAGGACACUAAUCUUGGCCACUGCCUGCGGUUCCAGGAUUUGCUGUGAACUGGUGACAAGGAUCUUUUUUUCACCAUGUCACCGGUGGAGUUCCAGAUAUGUGGAAAUGUUUAGUCUUGCCUAAUAGAGGCUCAGACUGACAGUGCUUGUAGUAGACAGUGAGGCUACCUCAGCUGUUGGUCCCUCCUGGAGUCAAUGCCAGAUCUCUUCUGCCUGGCUUGCAAGUUCGCCAGUACUAGGGCAAGGAGGAAGCAAAGCUCGCUGGCUGCUAUAUGGACCUGCCAAGAAUCUCGUAUGUGAAAUAAAAUCUGGUGAGGGUUUUGAAGCCUCAGGAUGCCUCUGAAUCCUUUGGGAGAUGUUGCACCCAGGGAAAGGAGUCCAUGGGUUGGGGAGUCAGUGGGACCCCACUGAACUCGUCUUGUGACCGUAAGAGCAAACUCUCUGUCUUGGCUGGCCAUAUUUCCUAUAAUCCUGUGGUCCAACAGGCUCUGCUGCCAUUUUUCAUUAGAAAUAAAGUGCAAGAGAAUGUGAA
Heteronotia binoei (common prickly gecko) is the source of this 1713-nucleotide messenger RNA. It is a transcript of the gene MRRF, whose product is annotated as mitochondrial ribosome recycling factor. Gene Ontology annotation, biological process: translation. Lineage: Eukaryota; Metazoa; Chordata; Lepidosauria; Squamata; Gekkonidae. The record is from RefSeq and is a predicted model, not a curated record. Bases 176 to 958 code for a protein of 260 amino acids. Gene Ontology annotation, molecular function: ribosomal large subunit binding. Gene Ontology annotation, cellular component: mitochondrion. The transcript has 7 exons.